CUUAUUUUUUAUUUUUUUUUAAACAUUGUGAUUUUUUUUCGUGUUUUUUCUUCGAUAUAUAUAUUUUUUCCCCUCGUUCAUUAUCGUACUUCAUACUUCAUCAUGACUGAACAGACACCUAAAGUACUCAAGCUUAAGACUUUGUCCCCACCUUCGUUUCAACUGAUGCCUUUCUGGCCCGACAACAUCGAAGCCUGGUUUUGCUACGCAGAAGCCGACUUCUCCGAGCACGGCGUGAUCGACACACGUGCACAAUUCCUCGCAGUAGUCAAGGCACUACCGCGCGAAUUCAACAGGUACGUAACACCUAGUAUGUUUACUAGUGAUGUUUCCGAUCCUUACGAAAUCUUAAAACGCUCGAUUCUCAAACGAGGAGAUCUAACCGAUCGACAAAGGUUAGAUCAACUCUUCAAUAACAUCGACCUGCAACACGGUUCUGCGACGGACAUGUUGCAACGGAUGAGAGAGGUUAUAGGCCCAAGAACUUUCGACGAAGGUCUAUUCAAACAACUCUUCUUGUCAAAACUUCCCCAACAGGUGCAAGCAGUUCUGGUCUCGUUCCAGAACAACGGCUUAGACGAGCUAGCUGCAUCUGCCGACCGCAUUCUAGAAAUUACGAAACCUUCUACUACCGAGGUAUUUUCAGUCAAAGAAAAGCCUCACACGACUCAGAAUGAUAUAACCGACUUAUGUCACACACUCACGCGUUAUCUUAGUCUUCGUACCGACCGUAAGAGAUCGCGCACACCACGUAGAAGCAUUUCUCGUAAGCGAUCUGUCUCUAGACCACGAGAGACAGAUAACCCCGACUGGUGCUGGUAUCAUAACCAGUAUGGAAAGCUUUCCAGAAAUUGCAGAAAACCCUGCAAUUUUCCCAACACGAAACCGACUGAUUCGAAAAACAAUCCGGGAAACUUCCAAGCCGGCACGCGUUAACGGCGACCGUAGCCGGCGAACAAAGCCGUCUGUUAUUCGUCACAGAUGUGACAACGAGAGUUCGCUACCUCGUCGACACUGGCGCAGAAGUUAGCGUUCUCC
This is a messenger RNA of Schistosoma haematobium, 1038 nucleotides long. RefSeq lists its product as uncharacterized. Bases 103 to 936 code for a protein of 277 amino acids. Lineage: Eukaryota; Metazoa; Platyhelminthes; Trematoda; Strigeidida; Schistosomatidae. The record is from RefSeq and is a predicted model, not a curated record. The transcript has a single exon.